Messenger RNA from Lutra lutra (Eurasian river otter), 6171 nucleotides. RefSeq names its product ribosomal modification protein rimK like family member B (gene RIMKLB). Gene Ontology annotation, cellular component: cytoplasm. The coding region runs from base 560 to 1720 and encodes 386 amino acids. Gene Ontology annotation, biological process: protein modification process. Gene Ontology annotation, molecular function: metal ion binding; ligase activity, forming carbon-nitrogen bonds; ATP binding. Lineage: Eukaryota; Metazoa; Chordata; Mammalia; Carnivora; Mustelidae. The record is from RefSeq and is a predicted model, not a curated record. The transcript is spliced from 9 exons.
AGGGAGCGAGGGGCGGCCGGGUGUGAGUGUGUGUGGGGGUGGAGGCGAGUGUGUGUGGGAGUGGGGGGUGAGGGAGAGCCACACCGACCGCGAGGCUGUGAGAAAGUGGGCGAGUGUGCGAGGGCGCCCGGCCUGGCUGCGGGAGCCGCGGUGGUGGAAGAGAAAGGAGGCGGCUCCCGGCAUCCCGACCCCCUCCCCCUCCUCUCGUUCUCGGACCUCCAGCCCGCCAGGCAGCCCGCGGUUCCGUCGGAAGCCACAGCCCGGCUCCGCUGGCAGAGAGCGAGGGAGGAGCCGCCCGAGCCAGACCUUCAACUGGUUGGAUGAGACCCACCUACAACAUAGAGGGAAUCUUCAUUCAGUGUCAACUUAUUAUAGACUUUAAUCAUAUUUACAAAAGACCUUAAUAGCAACAUAUAGACUAGCGCAAACAGUUGGGGCACUAUUGUCUAGCCACGCUGACACAGUUGAACUAACACAAUGAAAAAUCCAGGUGUUGAAGCAGAAAGAAUCAGCAUUCAGGAGGAAAUAAUCCAAGAGAAGGAAGACCAAGCAGAUCAAGAUGUGUAGCUCUGUGGCAGCCAAGUUGUGGUUUUUGACAGAUCGUCGAAUCAGAGAAGACUAUCCCCAAAAAGAGAUUUUACGAGCAUUAAAGGCCAAAUGUUGUGAGGAGGAAUUGGACUUUAGGGCCGUGGUGAUGGAUGAGGUGGUACUGACAAUCGAGCAAGGAAACCUGGGUCUACGGAUCAAUGGAGAACUAAUAACUGCCUAUCCCCAAGUGGUGGUAGUGAGAGUACCAACCCCUUGGGUGCAAAGUGAUAGUGACAUAACUGUUUUGCGCCAUUUAGAGAAGAUGGGAUGUCGGUUGAUGAACCGACCUCAAGCCAUCCUGAACUGUGUUAAUAAAUUUUGGACUUUUCAAGAGUUGGCUGGCCAUGGUGUUCCUCUGCCAGAUACUUUCUCUUAUGGUGGUCAUGAAAAUUUUGCUAAAAUGAUUGAUGAAGCAGAAGUACUGGAGUUUCCAAUGGUAGUGAAGAAUACACGAGGUCAUAGAGGCAAAGCGGUUUUCUUGGCCCGAGAUAAGCACCAUUUGGCUGAUCUAAGCCAUCUUAUUCGCCAUGAAGCUCCAUACCUGUUCCAGAAGUAUGUUAAGGAGUCUCAUGGACGAGAUGUCCGUGUCAUUGUUGUUGGAGGCCGUGUGGUUGGCACCAUGUUACGUUGUUCAACAGAUGGAAGGAUGCAAAGCAACUGCUCACUAGGUGGUGUGGGGAUGAUGUGCUCCUUGAGUGAACAGGGGAAGCAGCUAGCUAUCCAGGUGUCUAAUAUCCUGGGGAUGGAUGUGUGUGGCAUUGACCUAUUGAUGAAAGAUGACGGCUCCUUCUGUGUCUGCGAGGCCAAUGCAAAUGUAGGUUUCAUCGCCUUUGAUAAGGCUUGUAAUCUAGAUGUAGCUGGUAUCAUAGCGGACUAUGCCGCCUCCCUCCUGCCCUCUGGCCGGCUCACCCGGCGUAUGUCCCUGCUCUCCGUGGUGUCCACGGCCAGUGAGACUAGUGAGCCGGAGCUGGGUCCUCCAGCCAGCACUGCUGUCGACAACAUGAGCGCAAGUUCCAGCUCUGUUGACAGUGACCCUGAAAGCACCGAGCGAGAGCUGCUCACCAAGCUCCCAGGGGGCCUGUUCAACAUGAACCAGCUGAUAGCCAAUGAGAUCAAACUCCUGGUGGAGUGACUCCACCGGUAAAUAAUUACCAACAACUCCCUUGUAAAACUCAAUUUCUUUUUCUUCUUUUUUCUUUCUUUCUUUUUUUUUUUUUAACCAACUUGCAAUGCUGUUCAUGGAAAGUACUCAGGAAGAUGAGAGAAAAUUGAGUAGAGUUAGUCAGGAGAGAAGCAAGGGGAGCUAGAUUAGACCUCUGCUAUUAAGAUGUUACUGACUUUCAUUUACAGAUACCACAGAUAGAAUGGCAGAAGAGGUGAGACACCAGAGAAGUGUCAGGCUUUUAUACUUACCCUUUUAAAUUACAUUGGUGAUCUUAAAUUACAUUGGUGUAUGUUCUCAGGCCAUGAAGAACACAGUUUUUUUCACGGCCCCUUGCUUUUGCUUUUGUACAAUUGCUACAAAUUUUGGCAUAGCGUAACUUCACAUUACGUUGCAAAGAUUUGUAAUGAGAGAGGAAAAGAUCUACCUAAAUUAUAGGAAUUUUUACAAAUCUGAAAAUUCUGCCUCUACCAUAUUAACUAGCAAGUUUAUGUUCAUAGUUUAUGAAGUCUUGAGGCGCUCUUUUACUGGAAUUUUAUUAUUUCUGUUUUUUGUUUUUCCUUUAAUUUGGGCGGGAGGGCAACAUUGAUAUAAUCCAAUAAAGGUUUCUUAAUGACAGAAUUGGCAUUUUCCUAUGAUGAAAGGGAAAUGAACAGUAUUGCAAUGUGUGGUACACAAAAUGACAUUUAUUCCAAUGUAGAUAAAAUUACACUAGUUUAAAAUAUGUGCGUUGACUUGUAUUUGUUAGUGUUUUAAUCUUUUUUGAAAGAUAUAUGCUCUGUUAAUGUUGCAAUUUUUUUUUAAUACAUGCUAGUCUAACAUUCCCUGAUCUAUGCCUGCAUCUUUAACAAUGGCCAAAGUGAAGAAAGUGCUACCUUUUUUGUUAACAAGACACUGACUUGAAACAUGUGCAUUUAAAGUAUAAGGACAAGGAAAAAUAUUUUUGGGGGGCAGAUUAAGGGCCUAUAAGUUCUUAAGUAUAAAGCUGAAGUGAUUUUAUAAUACCAGCAUUAUAUAUUUGCAUUUUUCACAUUUUAGGAGGGAGUAUAUAUAUAUAUGUGUGUGUGUGUGCACGCAUGCAUGUGUAUGUGUUUUGCUUUUUGUUUACACCAACCAGUCAAAAAAGGAUAGAUUCUAGAAAAUGGAGCAUGAUGGGAAACACAGUUUUUACUUUAAAUAUCAGAUAACUUGUUUUAAUAACUGUACUGGGUUAGAGGUACUCACUAAAGACAUAAAGAGACUAGAUGCUUCUUAGGCCUUUUUAUGUAUAUGUAUGUUGUUUGGUUUUUUUCUUUGGUUCUAAACUGUUCGGUGUAUGAUUUCUUUAAGGCUACAUGCUUUUCUAUGCUUCUGGCUGUGCAUUUUCUCCUAUUAUACAUAGGUUUUAGGGUGGGGUGGAUUGGACGUUUUUGUUUGGGGACUUAUUUUGCAGUAUUAAGUCUCUUAUAGCCCAACUCUGAAGCCUUCAGUACUGUCCACUCUUUAUAUUCCUUUAAUUUCUGAAUUUAUAAAAGCCCCCAAAUGGCAUAUAACACGAGCCUUUAAAACAUGGGUAAAUCUAUUUGAAUAAUGGGUUUGGAAGCUGUGUUAAGAAAUGGAGAUGCUCCAGAGCUCAACGUAAUUUUUUUUAAACAGCAAGUUCCAUCUUACUGCAAUCCUCUGAAGCUUUUACCCGAGUCCUUUCUUGCCUCUCCAGUGCUUUUUUCCUUCAGAUGGACCUUAAACAUAAUUUCUCGGACACUACUAGAGAGACUUCGAGGCAAUAAUAAAAGAUCAGUAUUAACCAGCUCUAACAGAGGUUUGAUCAUGCUUGUACAGUUUUGCCCCCAUUUUAAAAAGGAAUGUAAUAAAAUUUGUUUUUUUUUUCCAUAGAAUUAAAUAAUAUUAAAGUUGAGUGAAAGGUUGAUUGUUGGCAAAUAGAAUAGUACCUCUAAUCUGUGCAGUGUUUCAUUUCACCUCAAAAAGAUGAUAAUAAGAAGAUUUUCUAAUUUAUUUUAGGAUAUCCUAAUCUCAUAUAAAAGAGUUUGACUUGCAUAGGGUUUUUUUUGGGCCUUAACGUAUGUUUAUAAGUACCUCUGACUCAUUAACAGAAAGAAAUACUUGGUACUUCUUUCGCUGAAUGACCAUAGGAGGAUGCAUAUUUGGGAUAGAGAAAUAAAUGAGGGAGAGAGAAGUGCUUAAUCAAGUCAUUCAUAUGAUUGUGUAGAGAGCAUCUGGUUGUCACAUAAAUUAUGAUACAUUAAAUACUUAUAUAUAUCACAUGCAUAUAGAUUUGCAAAUUUUAAAACAUUAAUAGAACACCCUCUCUACUUGAUGAAAAGCUCAGGGGUUUGUGUUGGGUGGGAUAAGGUAUCAGGAAAAAUGUAGAUAGCCUUUAAAACUAUUUUAUCAAACUAACCAUAUAUGAUUAUUAGAUUAUUUCACCUUUAGUUUUAUUCACUACUGAUCAAUGUUUUGUGCAUUCACACUAUAUUAAAACAUAGCUUUACCAACCUAUUUCUGGAUUUGUACACACACAUGUUAGAAUAAAGAGGUUAGGCAUGAUCAUCUUAGAGUUUAAAAAUGUGAAUAUCUUCUUGAACUCCCUCAAAUUAAGGUAAAGAAUAUGAACAAAUCAUUCUGGAAGAACCCAGAUGAAACACCCCAGAGAUUUAAGUGAAAGUUAAAUAUAUUUUCAUAUUGUUUAAUAACUUGUAUAAUCUUCAUUGCUAUUAUGAGAGGUAAAAAUGUAUUUAUCAAUUAUGUGUAAUUCUUAUGCCCAAAUCUGAAUUAUUGUAAAAUUGUGUAUUGUUAAAAUUGUAAUUCUUAAUUGUAUUUUAAAAGUAAUUCUGAUACUGUUUUUAUGUUACCUAUGAUGAAAACUGGACUACGUACACGUGCGCACAUACACACACACACACACAUACACACACACGACCUAUUCAUUUAAAAUUUUUAAUAGUUUUUUUCUUUUUUUGGUGCCUAAUAAUUGAUUGGUCAUUUCUGCUGGCUUUUGCUCCACUGAACUUUGAAAUCUUUCUGUAUAUGCUAUCAAUAAGAAAAUAUGCUGGAACGUUAGAAAAAAAUCACCAAGAGACUUGUUUUCAUCAAGCACUUUAUCAGACUUUUAAGAAGGUGUCGAAGGCAUUGAAAGAAUUGACUUUUCAAAAUCAUCUCUUCUUUUUCUCAAGAAGAAAACAGUGGAAAAACAAAUUCUCCUCAUUCAGUGAAUCCCCAGUUUGGGGUCUGGGGAGCGUAGAGACAUUGUGAAAUCAAAUCUUGUGUUACAUUUUUCUCCUGGCUCACUCUUUUUGAGAAGGUUUAUGGGCUAUAUGGCUGGUGAGACACGAUCCCCUCCUAAGAAAAUGUAGGUGCUCAGACAGGUAACCUCUGCUGCUACUGUUUUUAUUUGUUUGUUUGUUUGUUUAAUUUCAUUUAAAAUUUGUUUUUGUUGUACUAGGAUAUUUUUAAAUGUAAUAUAUUGCAGGAUUUAUAACCAGGUUCACUGCUUUCUUUCUUUCUUUUUUUUUUUUUUCCUUUAAAAAAAAAAACAACAACAAAGUUUCAUUUAAGAUACAUUUAGGCGCCUUUGAAGCUUGGAUUUUGGAAUGUUUCAGUAGUGGCCAGAAAUCUGCUGUUGGAAUCUUCUAGUCUUCCAGGUUUAAUUUGAAAUGUUUUUAGUUUUGUUUUGGAUUUUUGUGUGGUAUUUUAUUUCCUUUAUAUCAGUGCCCUUUUGCCAUGCUGUUUUGGGGUGGCUGCCUAACUCUAGUGAAAAUUCUUUCUAUAUUAACGGAAGUUUGGUGUUUUAAAUUCCUUAAUGUUUUGCAUUUUUUAAAAUUGUUUUUAAAGAAAUAUUCUAACUGCUUGCACUGUUACUGUUCUUUGCCAGCCUUUUCAGGAGCCAAAAAAACAAAAACAAACAAACAAAAAAAUACCCAGAGAAAAAACUUUCCUUCUUCCCCCUUCCUGAUGAUGAGUGAGAAGUAUUGAGAACUUUCGGGGUCAGUGCCCUUCUAAACUCCCCUUCCCCCAAUAAUGCAGCUGUAUAAUGAAUGGUAAAUGCAGCGGUUUGGAUUCAGGCACAGCCCCAGCCUGCUUGCAGCAGAGAGAUAAACUGGUAGGUGGCAGCAGAAGAAGGAAUUCUUCAGAAUGACGGCUACUGAAAGAAUCUACAUAGAAGAGAUAGAGCAUAACAUACCAAGUGAAGGAAAGGGGGCAAAAAAUGGAAACAGGACUAAAAUGUUUGGAUUUUGACUCUAAAUGGUUCUUUUGAAGUAACCAGUGAUGCUUUGUGCUUAUUACUUCAUUCACAGAAUGGACGAAGAUAGAUUUGACAGUAUGUUUUUUGAAAUGGAGUAUAGAAAUACCCAGAACAAGGAAGCAGUAGCUCUAACCUGUUUGAUUCGAUGUGUUUUCUAAAAUAAAAACACCAGAACUGGGAA